AUGACUUCUAAAGGAGUCUCGCUCCUGAAGUUCGUGGGAACUGUUUCCCUCGGUCUUCUGACUGGCCUUUCCUACUCCCUCUCGACCGUCACUGUACCCUCGAUCCUUUCACUCCCCUCCGCAUCCGAUGCCGCCCGCGCUUUCCAGAACCUCUACCCAAGCGCAACUACCCGCCUGCGCGUUCUGACCGGCGUCUCUACCGCUUCUUUCAUCUUCGCCUUCUUCCUGUCCCCGCGCGCCUUCCGCCACCCGUACCUCGUCUACUCCUCCGUCCUCUGUUUGACCUCCGGCCUCGCCGAGCAAAUCGCUCCCUAUGUUUUGAAGAGCUCACCCGAGUCGUCCAAAGAGGCCAUCGCUACCCGUCAAAGGGCCCUCCGUGAGCGUGAGGAAGCCCGAAAGGCCGCCCGCAUUGCACGCCAGGAAGCGCGCAUGGAGGCUAGCUACGAGGUUCUCGGCGACAACCACAGCGACGCUGCAAGCGACGGUGAGACGGCAGCGGCGGCUGCCGCUGCCGAGGAGGAGGAGAUUCUCAACGGUGAGGAGGUCCGCAGCGAGGUUGAGGGCUUCAAGAGGACGCAAAUCGUGCAGACCGCCAUCGCUUCGGUUGGCUUCCUCCUGUCCGUCAUCGGCAUCUGGGGUGACGGUGCCAUUCAGGUCUUCCAGACCGAGACCGUCAUCGUUGGUGUAUAA
Colletotrichum truncatum is the source of this 690-nucleotide messenger RNA. RefSeq lists its product as uncharacterized. The record is from RefSeq and is a predicted model, not a curated record. Gene Ontology annotation, biological process: autophagy of mitochondrion. NCBI's taxonomy places the organism in Eukaryota, Fungi, Ascomycota, Sordariomycetes, Glomerellales, Glomerellaceae. Gene Ontology annotation, cellular component: mitochondrion.